AUGUCUCUCCUUGUUAUGGAGAAGACAAUUUCUGCAUCUGUGCUUGAGGAAAUACCUGCUUCUGAGAAUGCAAAAGAGUUUUUGGCAUCUAUAGUUCAGAAGUAUAAGCCAGAAGAUAAGGCACAAGUUAGAAAAUUGAUCACUGCUCUCACUUCUGCUAAGUUUGAUGGUGUUGGGUCUGUAAGAGAGUAUAUUCUGGGAUUGGCUUGCAUUGCAAAUAAGCUGAAAGUGCUCAAGGUCCCCAUAGAUGAGACCUUCUUGGUGCAUAUUGCCGUAAACUCUCUUCCAAGCUCUUAUGGGCAAUUGGUAAGAGUAUACAGCAUUAUGAAGGAGAUGUGGACAGUGAAUGAGCUUAUUUACGUGUGUGUUCUAGAAGAACAGAGGCAAAAGAAUGACAAGGGAAAGCGAGCUUAA
Prunus persica (peach) is the source of this 414-nucleotide messenger RNA. RefSeq lists its product as uncharacterized. The transcript has a single exon. Lineage: Eukaryota; Viridiplantae; Streptophyta; Magnoliopsida; Rosales; Rosaceae. The record is from RefSeq and is a predicted model, not a curated record. Bases 1 to 414 code for a protein of 137 amino acids.